Molecule: messenger RNA, 6641 nt
Organism: Acanthopagrus latus (yellowfin seabream)
Lineage: Eukaryota; Metazoa; Chordata; Actinopteri; Spariformes; Sparidae
Product: kazrin-A-like
Exons: 7
Coding region: 4638-5804 (388 amino acids)
Molecular function (GO): protein binding
Source: RefSeq, a predicted model, not a curated record
CAGCCCUGCGAGUCCAUCUGUGAGAGGACUGCAUCCCAAAAAGCUUCCACAUGGCUUGCUUUCCUCUCUUUCCCCAAUCUGAACUCCUUAUCCACACCGAAAAGCAUUUUCCUCCUCUUCCUCCGGCGAUAUUGAUGUCCACAAAUCAGGGAAAAAAAUGGAGGCGAGGGGAAAGGAAGCCAUGUCAGAUUUGUUUGAACUGAACUCAUACGUGUCAGCACAUGGUGUCAAUAAUGUUCUGCUAUGAUAUGACCCCUCACCUCUAACACUGACCCCCCCUCCUGUCUGACCUCCACCGGACUCUCAACACAGUGAAGUGACCCAAGAAGUAAUCAAUCAGACCCAGUGAGAACAAAGGUACACCAGUCCCAAUUGCUUUAACAAUGAGCUCUGCUGCUGGGUUGCAAGCUGUGUUUGCAGAUGCCUUCUAACCCUCACACACACUACCACAAAAAAACCGAAAAAAAAAAAACCGAGUAGACCGAAGUCACACGGCAGCCAUUUUCCUCUGACAUCACACUCAGGGUGCUAAGGUCAUAGGUUGUACUGCCGUGUGCUGGGUUGCAAAUCAAAUAAACAUAGGCAAUCCGACACAGUUGUUUUUCCACUGUUUUCCAAUUGAUUAGAAGCUGUAGAGACAACAGAUAGUUUGAUCCGGAGGGGCAUUAGGCCACGUUUCAAGGUAAAACCACAGCUUUUGAUUAGCUCUCAUCAGACAACAGCAUUAGCAAUCAGCCACAUUCUAUCUAAUGUUACUGUGUGAUACAAUAAUGUUAGAUUCAGUACUAUCAGGAAAGGUGUACUCAUUCAGAUAUAUCAACAUACAUCUUUGAGAAAUGUAUUUAAAUAUUUAUUUAAGGAUGUAAUUAAACCAUAAUGUUAGCAAAGAAGUUGUUGAAUGCUAACAUCAGCUAAAAGGUUAUCAAAUAUGUUGUUUUACCUUUAAAAAAAAUGGCAGAUUGUGCCUCCAUAUUUUCACUAUCCAUCAUCUUUUCAGUUCCUAAUCAAUUGAAAACCUUUAAAAUGAAAAACAGUUUGUCGGAUUACUUCGGUUUACCUUGCAGCCUCAAACACGGCAGCGUCAGAUCAUCCCAGCAUUGAUUCCAACCCCGAGCAUGAUGUUGGGGUAAAAUGGCUGUAGUGUGAAUGAGGUCUAUGAUGCACUUCUUCAAGUUCAGUCAAAUUCUGAUGAAAACCAUCCAAAAAUAAUUGAGUGCUACCAUGUAUUUAAUUACAUGAAUACAUAUUUAGGGGCAAAAAGAAGAGUUUUUUUUCUUGUGUCUAUAAUAAUAUGAUGGUGCUCUAUGGGGAAAAUGCUUUUAAGGACACAGUUUUUAUUUAUUUUUUUAUUUUAUUUUUUGCUGCAAUACCACAAGUGGCCACUGGGCAAAAUUUGAAGCAAGGCUUGGUGGCACCUUCAUAUCCAGGUCUAUGAUACAUUCUCUGUUUACGUGACAAUGAGUUGCUUUUUUGUCCAGAGCUGACACUACCUCCGUGUCAGUAAGCUUAGAACGAAGCUACAGCCUUAGCUUAGCUUAGCUUAGCACUGACUGGAAACAGGCUGGCUGCGGUAUAUUUACCAUUUAUGCAUCUGAAUGUUAUGAGUCCUCUCAUGCAACUCUUUGUAAGAAAGUGAGUUAGCACAAUUCCCAGUCUGUCAAACUUUUCUUCAAACUUUAUUCAUCUAUGAUUCAAGCCUCAGCCAGCAGCCAGUUAGCUUGACUUAGCGUAGACUUGAAACAGACUUGCUGUAGCUUCAUAUUUACUGUACAAACACGAGAGUGGUGUCAGUUCUCACAUCCACCUCUUGGCAAGCAGUCGACUAUCUAAGCACAGCAGCUAGUUGGCUGUAGCUUCAUAUUUAUCAUAUAGACAUUAGAGUGGUAACCAUCUUUGAAUCUCUCUGCGAUGAGCAUAUUUCCUAACACAUGGAAUGGAUCCAUUCUUUUAAGCUACUUUCCUCUCUAGCUAACUAACAGUUAGUCGGUGCAGUGUACUCUGUACAGCACAGGCUCUCCGCCUUGGGUUUAUUCAUUUAUCGUUGAAUAGACUAUUUUGAUUUCGCAUCUGGAAAAUGUCCAAUUUCUAACAAAUCUCCGCCAUCAGAAGUGCUGCGGUAUUGUAGCAAUAGCAUCCAUUACACCAGCUAUUGAAGGGCACAUCUGACGAUUGAUUGCUUCAACAAAACAGUCUCUUGUGUCUUACGUCAAGUGUACAUACCGCUUCUCUCUCCGUACAAAAGGAUUAACGAUCCGUUGCAGUGUUUACAGAAACACUCGUGGCCUCAGAUGAAGGACACUAAGCUCUUGACAGUAAUCACAGCCACAUAGCUUCUGGAUGUUCCUCUGACUCACUCCUCUUUCGGUGGGUUUUUAAAAAAGACAUAAGAGGGUCAGCCCCGCAGGUGGACCUGACUCUCAGGUCACAGAGAGAGAGCUGACUCCAAAAGCUCGGCCUUCAACAGGAUGUCAGACAGUCAAUUCUGCAGUUCUUAAUGUAACACGUCUUUGUUUGGGGUCUCUCGGGAGUGAGAAGACCUUGCGUCUGGACGAGAGUGCAUUUCUGUCCAAAGAGCAGAUUUAUUCAGCUAAGUAUGAAUUGCUCUCAGAGGAGCACUCGCAGCAGAAGUGCACCUUCACUUUAUACAUUGCUCUUCGAAGGGAACAUAAAAGCAUUCAGCGCAAGAUGAAUCGCUGGUGUUGAGUUUAAUAAGAAUCUGUUUAUUUUGUGCCGAAAGUCUUUCGUGAAUCUCUUUUUGAGUAAACACACGGCGGCACAGUAAAGCCUGACCGAGUGGGGUUUCCAUGUGCUGUCUUUGCUGAGAACACAGAAGCGUGGAGGAAGCAAAGAACCUGUUGACUUCUUUUCUGGUCUGUUCCAAAGUGAUUUUUUUAACAUUUCCACUAAAAGAAUAAUGGUAACAAAAUGGAUGUUUUGGCGAGUAAAGGGUGCAACAGGUCGGGCAGGCCGGAACAACAGGUUGUUACUUAGGAGGGCCGCAUUUGACAAAAACAUGAAGUGCUGAGGAGACUUUUACAUUCCUCAUGUUUGAUGUGUAAAUGUGUGAAAACAAAAAAAAAAGGUUAAUUAUUUGGUAAGUUAGUUUCCAGGACUGAAAAAGAAACAUUAUUUAGGCAAAAGUUCAGGAAAAAAAAAACAACGCACCUUUUUAGUCUUGGAGGCAGGGGUGCUGUGAUAUGAUGAUAACUGUGAUAUUCAAAAAGAAAUAUCACACAAAUGAUGACGUCAGGUGACCAGUUCAGCACAUUUCUGCUAAUUUUCUAUUAUUGCCCUGAUAAUAUUAUCACGGAGUUGCUCAUGGCGCCAUGUAACCUCGUAGUGAAAAUCUGAUAUCCUGACAGCCCUACGUGGAAGUAUGCUCUUAGCUUGAGUGUCCUAAAUUCCCUCUGCUUUAACAGCCAUGGUAAACAACUUUCUGAUUAAAUAAAAAAGUGCCUGCGCUUAAGAACAUACAGAACUAAUUAAAGAGCUAAUUAGCCUACAUAGGAAAUGAUGAGACGGCCGGAGUGAGGCCAUCAGAGGGCCGCGUUCUGCUCACGGGCUGCAUGUUGAACAGGUCUGACGCGCUGCAGGCUGAAGAUUCUGUGGCCUUCUCGUCUGACUGAACUCUCAGGUGGAUGCUUUUUGGGUCAAGGCUCAUUAGCUUCCCAGGAGUCCUUGCAGUUUUAGCACUGAUGGCUAAUGCCCAUGUACAGCCGGUGGGUGAGCCAUAGAGUAAUAGAGUAUGGCUAAACUCUGGGGACUUGAAUGAGGAGAGCUGUCCAGUAUUUGUGCUGAUGUGGAGGUUUUCUUCAGUGAGUAUUUGAGGAGACAGGUGACUUCGAGGGUCUGUCAUGUUUGGUGUCGAAUGGAAAAUAAAAUAAAAUGCCGAUGUGCUGGCUGUCAGUGAAAAGACGACACAGACCGCACAACACCACACAUAUUAUUACACUUAUAUUGUGAGCAGGCAGAGCGACAACAAUGCGUUCAAUAUUGUGGGCGAUUCAUGUUGCCUCGCCGGCCACCGAGCACAAAGCUGGUGCUAGGUUGCCACCCGCUGGUGAGGACACAGCAAUGGUGAAACAGAAGUGAAUCAUUCUCUGGGCUUGAUUCAUACAUAAAAAAUGUGAACAGGAAACAUUUUUACCCAACUUAAAGUAACAUCACAGGUAAGCAAAAUAAGACUGCAGGGAUUCAUUCAAGGAGCAUUUAUGGGACGUAUUUGCAAUCUCAAGGCAGAAUUUGGCUGCGGUAAAUAAUGAAAACGAGAGACCCUUUUCAUCCCUUUUCACCGAGCUGUUGCUGGAGGCUGAUUUUGACAGAUGAGUCAUGUUUCGUUCGACGGCUCAAACAGCUGUCCGCUUAAUGGACUCCUGAAGUGAGGAGCCUGUUUAUAGAAGCUGCACCCUUGUUUGCAGCGUCGCUGGCAGAGCGCUCGGCUUGUUGUCAGGCAGCCAAAGGCUUAGGAUGUUGUGAGGAGGGGAGAAGGCUGUUUAUUUUGAAGAAAUUACUCACCGUCUACUUUUGAUUCCCCCACCACCGCCGCCACUGGACUGAAUUAACAUUUUGUUUUCUCAUCGCUCACUAUACCCACUGCCACCUCUGCCUUCACUCACGCCCUCAACCACAUCACCCACAUGUCACCCCUCCCCCUCUCCUCCAACCCGCCCCACUCAGACUCGGACAGCCUCUCCAGCCCCACCCGCCACAGCCUCAGCCUGUCAGACGGGGAGGACCAGCUGGACCGCCUCCAGCAGGUGGAGCUGGCCAGGACCACACCCAUGUCCCAGUGGAGGGCGGGCACCGUGCAGGCCUGGCUUGAGGUUGUCAUGGCGAUGCCCAUGUACAUCCGCACCUGCUCAGAGAAUGUCAAGAGCGGAAAGGUUCUGCUCGGGCUGACAGAUGAAGACCUGGAGCUCGGUUUAGGUGUCAGCAGCCUGAUGCAUCGCCGCAAACUCCGCCUGGCCAUCGAGGAUUACAGAGAGGCUGAGAAUGGUAGAGGGUUAUCCAAGGCUGCAGACAUGGACCACCACUGGGUGGCCAAGGCCUGGUUAAGCGACGUGGGCUUGCCUCAGUACUCCCAGGCCUUUCACAACCACUUGGUAGACGGGCGCAUGCUGAACUCCCUGACGCGCCGUGACCUCGAGCGUCACCUCAACAUCACCAAGAAGUUCCACCAGGUCAGCUUGCUGCUGGGCAUCGAACUGCUGCACUUGCUCAGCUUUGACAAGGAGGCACUGCAGGCUCGCCGGAUACAGUGCGAGCACCAGAACGUGGAUCCAUUGGUAUGGACCUCUCACCGGGUCAUCAAAUGGAUCAAAGACAUAGACCUGAAGGAGUUUGCGGAAAAUCUUCUGAACAGUGGCGUUCACGGUGCUGUCAUGGUGCUUGACCCCUCGUUUAACACCGACUCCAUGGCAACAGUGCUGGGGAUCCAGAGCGGCAAGCACAUGGUUCGACGACACCUUGUCGAGGAGAUGAAAGCCCUGAUUGGCUCGGCCAGGGCGGAUACCAAGCAAGACAACGAGUGCAUUGGCCAGGGAACGCCACCAACCCUCCUCCGCCAGAACUCUGUGGGCAGACCGCCCAGCUCCACGGGCCGACACACCGAUGAUGAAGGCUCGCUGAGACGGAGGGCUGUCAAGCCUCCAACAGGGUUCAGCCCCAAAGGCCGCAACGGGCGAGACCUGAGCUGCCACGGCAGCUACGGCUCCCUGCCUCGGGAAGUUCGAGACCAGACUCCUCCUAGAACCGAGGGGAGCCCGAUCCGCGGUUACACCAGCAUCGAGGUCACCAACGUGUGAGGUCAUCGGAGUCGUGACAAACACCAGACAUCAGCUUCAUCACACAUAAAUCGACAUGAUGGACAUUUGUCUUCCAUGUGCACCUAAACAUGGGAUGGUUAUCAUUUUCUUUUUCUAAAGAUGAGCCUUUACAGGACAGAUUGCACUUUUCAAACGAGGCAGGAUUCUUUUUUACAAGAAUCCUGGUUUAAGAAAAAAAAUUAAAACCUUGUUGGACUCAUGCGGGCGGGUGCUAUUUUGAUGUUUCUGAGGGCAGUAAUUUCGCCAGAAUCAAGAGCUGAAGGAUUCAAGCUAAAUGAUUAUUUUUGUAUUUUUAUGUGUGUAAAUGGUUCUUUGUGAACCAGGAUGUGACAUGUCUUUGUUGACUAGUUGCUACUGACAGACAGUCUGUUUCUCUGAGCGAAGUGAGAUUAAAAAAGAAAAAAAAAAGAGUGUAAUAUACAGGGUACUUUAUGACAAAAGGAAAAAAGUUUCAUAUCAGUGUAAAAUGUUCAUGUUUCAUUCAGUUCUGCUGUUUGUGAUGCCUUGUCAGUGUAGCUGAGGACAAUGGACAAAAAAAAACAACUCAAUUUUAAAUUCUAGAUUAUAUGUUUGAUGUCAUUUUUCAUCUUGCACACCUACACAGUUGUGUCCAGACAAAUGUAGCACCUCUUCUUAUGUUUUAUACUGUGCGGUAAACAUGAAAAAAAAGAAAAAAAGAUAUUUGAACUAUGCCAGAAAAAAAAAGAUGACUGCAGAACUGUAUGUCCAUGGAAGCCCGGAGCCUGGAAAGUGUAAGGAUGCAUAUAUGUGAAAAUGAAAGAGUUCCUUUUAAUGAAAUAAAGACGAUAUCUCGUA